AUGGUGUCCUCCUCUCAGAACACGAAUAAAAGCCUUCAUUCCCUCCUCGCCACAAAGCUCACCAACCUCACAAUUCCACCUUCCUCCUCCUCCUCAUCUUCGCCUCAAGACUUCGACUUCAACGACGUCUUCAGCCCCCCAACCACCUCCAGCGACGCCACGCCGCCGUCGUUGCUUGUCAUCCACAACCGCUCCCAAUCCUUUGCUGAGACAGAUAUUCUCACCAAAGUUGUGCACCCUAUCAUUGUUCAGCUCCGCUAUUCUUUUCAGACCAAGAGUAAAUUGUACUUGAUUAUGGAUUUCAUGAACGAAGGGCAUCUGUUUUAUCAUACUGCCCUCAAUAAGAACAUGUUAUAA
Messenger RNA from Fragaria vesca subsp. vesca, 357 nucleotides. RefSeq names its product serine/threonine-protein kinase Sgk2-like. The transcript is spliced from 3 exons. Bases 1 to 357 code for a protein of 118 amino acids. The record is from RefSeq and is a predicted model, not a curated record. NCBI's taxonomy places the organism in Eukaryota, Viridiplantae, Streptophyta, Magnoliopsida, Rosales, Rosaceae.